Molecule: messenger RNA, 1056 nt
Organism: Lithohypha guttulata
Lineage: Eukaryota; Fungi; Ascomycota; Eurotiomycetes; Chaetothyriales; Trichomeriaceae
Exons: 2
Coding region: 1-1056 (351 amino acids)
Biological process (GO): chromatin remodeling
Cellular component (GO): Swr1 complex
Molecular function (GO): nucleosome binding
Source: RefSeq, a predicted model, not a curated record
AUGCCGCUAAUAGAAGAGCUACCUGUCACUGCUCCUGUCAAAGCCAGUGCAGGCUGGGCCUACGUCCCUGACACUGCUCCUCUUCCUUCUCAAGCACCUAGUAACCGUAACGAUCGCAAGCGUGCUGCCGCAUCCACGAUCCGGCAUGGCGUCAACACUACAGCCAAGCGCGAAAAGGCCAUAGAACGUCGGCUGGAGAGCCUGAAUAAAGAGAACUACAAAGAUGGAGUACAUGUGCCUAUACCACCGAGUAACCGCGAAAGAGAUAAAGGAAGGAAGGUGACUAGUAACGUGAGAAGGAUACUGGGCUACCAGAGGAACUUUGCGCACUAUCUAGCGGACGAAGAGGGUCGCAAUCCGGGAGCAACGCAUUAUGCGCUUCCAGCUGUAGCCACGGGGACCAUGGCUCCACCUGAGAAAAUGGCCACAAUGCAGAAGAGUACGAGCAAGGAUUUGGGAAGAAGGAAGAGUGGAAGAGGAAGGGAUGUGACUACGGACGAAGGAUCGGCCCCGCACGCCCCACAACCACAAUCGAGAGGACCAAAGCGGAGGCAGAGUGUCAAGAGUCGAAUCAGCAUCAGUGAGGUCAACAGCAGUCCUGCUAGUGCUGGUACGCCUGUCGCUCAGAAGACAACCACACCACAGGUCAAAACAGAAGAGUCACAAUCUGAACACCCACAAUCGCAAGACAUUUUCAUGAUGGACGCAGCUUCGGUACCCGAGCCUACUACUGUGCCUAAAGCCCAGCCAGAUUACCCACCGGCCUGGGACGAUGAUCUCCUGCUCCGCUCUUCGACAUACGACGUUCCGCCAAUGCCUACAGACCGCGUCAUGCAAUUGCUCGUAUCCGAACCACCACUAACUUACAAUGCUGCCCGUGCAACACAGCUGGAUGAAGACAAGCGACCACCGCCUAGACACUUCUGCGGCAUCUGUGGUUAUUGGGGACGUGUGAAGUGCAAGAAAUGUGGAGAGUUCACGUGCGGGACUAUGGAGUGUUGGAAGGCACAUGAAGAAUGUCCAAAGGGUCGCAGUCAAAUGCAGGUUAGUUUAUGA